AUGGUGUCAGUAUUAGGUCCCAGAAAUGUUUUAGUUGUAUCUCAAGAUGAUAAAGCACGAAUACCUCUUGGUUUAGCUGCGGCAAAUAAACAAGCACCAAUCCUAAUGAGGUUAGAAUACCAAGUGAAGCUUCUAGAUCACGACUGGAUUGUUGCUGAAAGGCAUAAACUGAUUUCAUCAGUUUAUGCAAUAUUAAAUGUGGAGGGAGGUAAGUAUAGAAAUUCCAAAGCAGUAACUUAUUCAGGUCCAACAUUUAUAAGGGUCUGUAGUGGUAAACAUGACAGCAGUACUGCCUACUCACAUGGUAAAGACUUUGAUGAACUGAUGGUUAAGAAGAAAUUGCAUGAUUAUACUAAAAUGGAUGGCCAGCCUAAACCUGUAAUGGUGAUGCUAAGCGAUGGUAGUCCUGAUGAGAACUCUCGAUACAAAAAGACAAUUCAAAUAAUGAUUAAACAUUUUGACAAAUAUGAUCUUGAUACAAUCAUUGUGGCAUGCUUCGCGCCACAUCAGAGUGCAUCCAAUCCAGUAGAAAGACGAAUAGCGCCCUUAAGCCAUGACUUAGCUAGCAUAAUCCUCCCACUUAAUACCUUUGGAUCGCAUUUGGAUUCACAGCUAAGAACAGUUGAUGAGGAAUUAGAAAAAUGUAAUUUUAAAGCAGCCGGAGAUGUUUUGACAUCAGUAUGGGAAGAUACAAUUAUCGAUGGCUAUCCGGUUCUUGCUAAAUACAUAAAUCCUUCCGAAGAAACCUACUUCCUGAGGGAAAAAUCAGCAACUUGGAUGGAAAAUCAUGUAAUGACUUGCCAUUAUAUGACUCAAGUUACAAAGUGUAAUGAUCCAAGUUGUUGUAAACCUUUCCGAAGUGGAAUCCAGCAGAUUCUUCCAAAACGAUUUUUCCCACCACCACUCUUUACCCAACAAAAACCUCAUGGUAUUUGCGCAGCAAGCAUGAGUAUAUCCGAUAAUACAACUCACUUUAGUAGCUUUCUUCUCUCUGUAUUAAUGGAAGGAAAGUUAAUUCCUCCAGACACGAAUCUACAUUAUCUUCCUUUCAAUUGGUAUUGCCCAACUGUAAAUAAGUCAAUCAAUGAAUAUCUCUGCUUUUAUUGUAAACGGUAUUUCGCUUUAAAAGAAGCUUUGAAAUACCAUACUCGAGGAUGUUCACAUAAGCAAUCAAAUUUACUUGUAGAACCUGAUAUGGAUACUUAA
Molecule: messenger RNA, 1206 nt
Organism: Dentiscutata erythropus
Lineage: Eukaryota; Fungi; Glomeromycota; Glomeromycetes; Diversisporales; Gigasporaceae
Source: the annotation of a GenBank genome assembly